AUGAUUUUAUAUUGCGGAAUUUUUUUUCAGCACGACUGUUUGCCUGUGCGUUUGCUGGACUUAUUUCACGAACUAGCUGUAAAAGGUAGCUUGCAAGCGACCGAGAAUAGUUUACGGGAAGUCGCAGAAAUCAUUCAGAAUAAUGAAGCAAGGAAUCAUAAAUUACACUACGAAAUCGCGCAAAUUCUGUUUCGAACCGCACCAGCCGAUCAUCCAGCAGUGAAAUUCGCCAGGAAAUUACUUGAUGGGGCGAUCGCGAUGCAAAAAAGAUCGGAAUAUUUGGGCGAAAAAGUACGAAUAUUUCUGCAAGCCGGUAAUUAUGAAGCGGCUCGUGCGCUGGCUUUCGAAGCAAUUGAAUCGGAUACUACACCUGACAUGCAACUUUUGAUCGGUACGUCAACAUUUUGUUAUGUGAUAAAGCAAUGA
Gongylonema pulchrum is the source of this 426-nucleotide messenger RNA. The record is from the annotation of a GenBank genome assembly. Lineage: Eukaryota; Metazoa; Nematoda; Chromadorea; Rhabditida; Gongylonematidae.